This is a messenger RNA of Beta vulgaris subsp. vulgaris (sugar beet), 1563 nucleotides long. RefSeq lists its product as uncharacterized. The coding region runs from base 352 to 1563 and encodes 403 amino acids. NCBI's taxonomy places the organism in Eukaryota, Viridiplantae, Streptophyta, Magnoliopsida, Caryophyllales, Amaranthaceae. The record is from RefSeq and is a predicted model, not a curated record. The transcript is spliced from 4 exons.
CCAUCUUCGGUAUUUUAGCCGGACAACCACAAACACUGGACGGAUGGCCUCAUACCUGGAACUGGAGAGUAACUCUGCCGAAGAGAUUGUGGAGUACUUCCGGAUUUCGGAGUAUACUAUGGAAGAUGUUUCUUUCAAGGGUCCGUCCAAUUGGAUUCCUUUUAAGGAAAUGUUUUACCAUGACAACUUCCUAGUCGCUGUCGGCUUACGGCAGGACGAGGACAGAGGUAUAUCAACUAAGAAUCUUCCAAGUAAAAAUUUCUAGACUUGCUUAUCAUUCAUCCAACACUUGUUUUAUUCUCUUUUGCAGAUUCAGCCAGGAGCAAACUAAGGAAGUCUUGGAUAGGAGACAUGAGCUCGUCCAGAUUUGCGGAUACUCUAUGGAAGGAGUACAGUAAGUCAGGUGCCGAAAAGAGGGCCGACACUCUGAAAAAUGCCCCAACCUCUAAGGCUUUGGCCGAAAAAGCCGCAGCAAAGAAACGGCCGGCCGGCACCAGUGAGGCCCCUCCCUCAAAAAAGGCAAAGGGCUUUACUGCUAAGAAGAGGAAGACCACACGGCCGGUUCCCAAGGUCGUCAUCGAGCUACCGGCCAAGGAGGAGGCCAAAGAAGAGCCGACUGAAGCUGACUCCCGGGCCCUCGUGGCCUAUACUGGUCCGACCGAGCAGCCCACACCUUCACAACCUGACGAGGUUGUCAUAUUGGACGAUGCUGGACAAUCUUCUCAGCCGGACACGGCUGUGGACGGGUCCGCCUUUUCUGGGCCUGUGGCCCAACUCGUAGGCCAGAUGCCGGCUGCUUAUAGGACGGCUUCCCGUUCCUCUGAUAAAGGGAAGGGUCCAGCUGUUGACGGCUCCCCUAGCCUCUCUGACGAUGAAUCUUCUCCAGCUUUUGGAAAGAUGUCUUCGUCCGAUCGUGAGAAGCUCAAGACGGAGCUGUUCAAGUGCUUUCCCGAACCUUAUAUUAAGGGGUUAAGGGGAGCAUCGUCUGGGCAUGUAGGUUACAUGUCUCAGCUUGCUGCCGAGCUUUUUGCUCGCAGCAUGAUAACAGAGGACUGGGCAAAGGAGCUCAGAAAAGAGAACAAGAAGCUCGUCCACGAUGUGACGGCGGCCGCUGAUCAUGCCCAGUUUGCUAUGGCCCAGCAAGAGGUGUUGCAUCAGCAGACCAAGGUUGCGCUGGAAAAACGGUCUGCCGAGCUAGAGUCUCAGAUCAAAGUCUACCUUCUUCGGUUGACGGAGAUGCUGGACGAACGGGCCUCAUUGGAACGUGUCCUGACGGACGAGAGGAACUCAGUCAUGACGAUGGCUGCUGAUUUUUUCAAGGAGAACCUCGUCCUUAAGGUCAAGAACCAAGCCCUUCGUACUGAGGUGGCCGAGACCAUUGCUGGCGCCAAAGAGGCUAUGAACACCGUCAUAGACACCUCAAAGGAAUGGGCAGUGCAAGCUUUUGGCAUGAUGGCCGAAGAGGAGGAUAUCCCCAGAUAUACUCGUCGGCUGGAGUUCCAGGAGGCUUUGCAUAAGGCGACUAUAUCCGGAGCCGACCCUCCCGUUUUGAAGAAUUUCUGA